Molecule: messenger RNA, 1430 nt
Organism: Penicillium brasilianum
Lineage: Eukaryota; Fungi; Ascomycota; Eurotiomycetes; Eurotiales; Aspergillaceae
Source: the annotation of a GenBank genome assembly
CCCGCACCUGCCUCUGGCAUUUCUUUUUACACACUUGUGCUCACCAUGAAUUCUACGUCGGAUGCUAGUAGCAAGUCCUCGCGUCGCAAACCCUCUAUCAACAUCUGUAUAAUUGGCCAUGAUCAUCAUGGUAAGACGACCCUGACGGCUGCUAUCACUAGCACGCUAGCCGCGAAGUUCAGCUCGACGACCAUGAUAACCUACGAGGAGAUUGAUAACGCGCCCGAGAAGAAACUCCAUAGCACCACCAUCCGGACCGCUAACGUCGAGUAUGAGACCGAAAAUCGCUACUAUAGUCACGUCGACUUCCCUAGUCACGUUGAUUACAUCAAGAACACGCUCAGUGGCGCGGUGCAGAUAGACGGCGCGAUCCUAGUCGUGUCAGCUAUAGACGGCCCGACACCGCAGACUCGCGAGCAGAUUCGACUAGCACGGCAAGCGGGUGUGCCGUACAUCGUUGUCUUUCUAAACAAGUGCGACAUUGUUGACGACGAGGAACAGCUUAAGCUGGUGGAAAUGGAAGUGCGUGAGCUGCUGCACAAAUCCGAUUUCUCAGGCAAUGACGUGCCGAUCAUUAAGGGUUCGGCGCAGAAGGCGCUAGAUGGAGUUAGGGGCGAGCUAGGCGACCGCGCGAUCAUACGCCUAGGUGAGGCGUUAGACGCGCAUAUCCUAGCGCCAGUGCAAGCGGUGUCUCGCCCGUUCCUUAUGGCAGUGGAUGAUACGUUCUAUCUGCCUUAUCGUGGAAUGGUGGCAACAGGCCGUAUUGAGCGCGGCAUGAUCGCGAUCGGCGAUACAGUCGAAGUUAUAGGCUUCGGGAGGAUAGUAUCGACGAUUUGUACCGGUGUUGAGAUGUUUAAGAAGCAGCUAGACAUAUGCCAGGCGGGGGAAAACGUGGGUAUUCUGCUACGUGGCCUUAAGCCUAAGGACGUGAGCCGCGGUUAUGUGCUGGCGAAGCCAGGCACGGCUACGAUGCACGCGGAUUUCACAGCAGAAAUCUACGUGCUGGACACGGAUAAGGGCAGUCAUACCACAUCGUCCCCUAACCACUACCGGCUACGUUUCUCCUAUGGAAUCGACAUGAACGGUUCUAUCUCGUUUCCUGGAGGGAGGGAGAUGGUGAAGGCGGGCGAUAACCUAUCGAUCACGGUUAAGUUGAUCGCGCUGAUCACGAUGGAAAAAGGCCUGCACUUUAUUAUCCAUGACGGUGAUAGGACUUUCGGCUUCGGCGUCGUUACGUCUAUCCUCGAUGUAUAGCCGCUAUAAUUUAUAUUCUCUCAUAUGCUUUCAUGCUUCUCUCGUGCGCGUACGCUUGAUGUUCUAGAUACUUUCGGGAUCUCGUGGUUCUAAAAAGGCUAUUCCAUCCUAUAGUUACAUAACUAGAGCGGUGCUAUGGGGUCGUCCGCCUUUAUUAGGUGGUGCUGUGAUACUAC